CGGCGGCCCUGAGGGAGCCGCAGCCGGAGCCGGAGCAGUCGGCGACGAUGUCGGUGCAGGUGGCGGUGGCCGCGCCCGCCGUGGAGCUGAAGGAGCUCGGCGGCCCCAUGGACAAGGCGGCGGGGCCGCCGUGCGAGCCUGUGGGCGCUCACGCAGCGGCGCACGGCGUGGCCGCGGCCGCCUGCCCCGUGCCGGGCGCCGAGCGUGAGGCGGCCCCGGCCCCCUCCGCCGAGCGGCCUCCGGGCAGCGGCUGCCCCGGGCUGGCCUCGGCCGCCGGGCUGUCCUCGGCCGCCGCCAAGGUGCCGCAGGCUUCGGCCAUGAAGAGGAGCGACCCGCACCACCCUCAGCACCGGCACCGCGACGGCAGCGACAGCAGCAGCAGCGCGGCCGAGGCGCUCGUGAGCCCCGACGGCUCCGUCACGGAGGCGCCGCGCACCGUCAAGAAGAUCCAGUUUGCUGACCAGAAGCAGGAGUUCAACAAGCGGCCCAGCAAGAUUGGGCGGCGCUCGCUGUCGCGCUCCAUCUCACAGUCCUCGACAGACAGCUACAGCUCAGCUGCAUCCUACACAGACAGCUCUGAUGAUGAGACCUCUCCCAGGGACAAGCAGCAGAAGAACUCCAAGGGCAGCAGCGAUUUCUGUGUCAAGAACAUCAAACAGGCCGAGUUCGGGCGGCGCGAGAUCGAGAUCGCCGAGCAGGAGAUGCCGGCUCUGAUGGCUCUGAGGAAGAGAGCUCAGGGGGAGAAGCCCCUGGCUGGGGCCAAGAUUGUGGGGUGCACUCACAUCACAGCCCAGACAGCGGUGCUGAUGGAGACGCUGGGGGCGCUGGGGGCUCAGUGCCGCUGGGCCGCCUGCAACAUCUACUCCACCCUGAACGAGGUGGCGGCAGCCCUGGCCGAGAGCGGUUUCCCUGUGUUUGCCUGGAAGGGAGAAUCUGAGGAUGAUUUCUGGUGGUGCAUCGACCGCUGCGUCAACGUGGAGGGCUGGCAGCCCAACAUGAUCCUGGAUGAUGGGGGAGAUCUCACCCACUGGAUCUACAAGAAAUAUCCCAACAUGUUCAAGAAGAUCAAGGGGAUCGUGGAGGAGAGUGUCACCGGGGUCCACAGGCUGUACCAGCUCUCCAAGGCAGGGAAGCUCUGCGUGCCCGCCAUGAACGUCAACGACUCGGUCACCAAACAGAAAUUCGACAACUUGUACUGCUGCAGGGAGUCCAUCCUGGAUGGCCUUAAGAGGACAACAGACAUGAUGUUUGGAGGGAAGCAGGUGGUGGUUUGUGGCUAUGGGGAGGUGGGCAAGGGCUGCUGUGCUGCCCUCAAGGCCAUGGGCUCCAUCGUCUACGUCACCGAGAUCGACCCCAUCUGCGCCCUGCAGGCCUGCAUGGAUGGAUUCAGGCUGGUGAAGCUCAACGAGGUCAUCAGGCAGGUCGACAUCGUCAUCACCUGCACAGGGAACAAGAACGUGGUGACCAGGGAACAUCUGGACAGGAUGAAGAACAGCUGCAUUGUCUGCAACAUGGGGCACUCCAACACCGAGAUCGACGUGGCCAGCCUGCGCACACCUGAGCUCACCUGGGAGCGGGUCAGGUCCCAGGUGGAUCACGUCAUCUGGCCAGAUGGGAAGAGGAUUGUGCUGCUGGCAGAGGGCCGCCUGCUGAACCUGAGCUGCUCCACCGUGCCCACCUUCGUGCUGUCCAUCACAGCCACCACACAGGCCCUGGCUCUGAUCGAGCUCUACAACGCCCCCGAGGGUCGCUACAAGCAGGACGUGUACCUGCUGCCCAAAAAAAUGGACGAGUACGUGGCCAGCCUGCACCUGCCGACCUUCGACGCGCACCUGACGGAGCUGACGGACGAGCAGGCCAAGUACCUGGGGCUCAACAAGAACGGGCCCUUCAAACCCAACUACUACAGGUACUGAGUCCCCGGGGAGCCGCCAGGAGCAGCAACAACACCCGAGUGUUUCUCAGCUACUGUACAGCGCCAGCUUCCCCCGCUAGAGCCGGCCUUGCUGCCAUAGUCCUCAGUGUGUUUUAGGUUAUUUAUUUAUUAAAUUAGAAAUACUGCUCACGUGGCCUCUGCCACUGCUGUUCGUCCUGCCGCGGGACUGGGAGACGCUGGAUUUUUCUUUCUGUUCCUUUCGGUUUUUUUGUUGGUUUUUUUUUCUCUCUCUUUGGGUUCGUUCUUUUUCGGGGCUGGGAGGACGGGAAGGUGAGGAGGAGGAGGAAGCUGCUGGAAUCGAGCUGUGGAAUAUUCAUUCCCUUAUCCCUGCUCACACCCACCCCACGCACAAGGGCGGGACCCGGCCUGGGAGUCGCUUUUGGUUUUCCUCCACCCAUUUUGACAACAAAGCCAAAAUCCUCCAGGCUCUGCCACCCAGCCCGGGCCCAGGCUGUGGCUGUGGCCAGUGGGGGAACCUCGCCUUAGCCCUGCCCGGGAGAGCCCCGAGCCCGCCCCGCCUUCCUGCUGCUGCCGUUCCGAGUGCCAACAACCCCCUGCUCCUACCAAAGCCAGGGCCUCGCCCAACGAUGCUGCUCAAGCGCCCGAGCAGAGCAGAGCUCGCCGGUGCCCGGCCGGGAGGAGCCAGCUCCUCCCCAGCUGCACUUCAGUCCUCAUGGAAACCUUCAGAGCUUUUGUUUUCUGGCGGUGUUUGUGUUUGAACUCCGGAAUUCCCCUUUGGAGUGUGUGAGACGCUGGAGUGGCCCCAGAGAGUUCAGCAUCACUGGAACCCUUUGGGCACCUGGGAUCUCGGGGUGUCAGAGCUGGUGGAGAACAAAUGUGGAGUGUGAUGGCACAGGACAGUGUGACCCUUCCAAAUUCUGAGCAGGGUCACUUCUGUCCCUCACAGGGGAAAUGUGACCUUUCCAAAAUUCACCUGCCCAGCCCCAGAGCACAGAAGAUUCUGUCCUCCCUCUUUGGUUCCCGAGUCUCUCUCCGUGUUUUGUCCUCCUGGGCUUCUUGGCCAUCAUGAGAACUUUCCUGUGGCAGCUCAUUCACGCACAAGGAAGGGAGAACGGAGGAAUUUCGGCCUCAAGUCCUUCCUUGGCUCUCAGAUUCGGAGUCAGGUUGGCCACAAGUCAAACGUUCCCGUGUGCUGGCUAAUUCCAAACUUCUCUUUGAAAUCUCUCAAAAUCAGGAAGGAAAACCUUGAGGAAACCUUGAAGGAACCUUGGAGAGGUUUUGAGAAGGCCCUGAGGAGACCUUCAGGCUUUGAAACUUCCACGUGGACUGAUCACUAACCACAGACUUGAAACGAUCUCUGCUCAUUCAUUUUACACAGAUCCUGAGAUUUUUUUCUUUUUCUGGGGGAAGAAUCCCCUGAGCUGUUUGAAACACCACCCCCAGGUCUUUGUCCCCGGGCUGGAUCCUGCUCUGUGCCAGCCCCUGCUGUUCCCUGGUCCCAGUGGGGUCACUGGGGCACAGCAGCUUUGGGGAGAAUGGGAAUCCCAUCCCAAGCCCCCUGGAAAAGCCCCUUUCAUCCCCAGAGCCGUGUCCUGCCUGUGCCUGCUCUGCCCAGCCCAGAUCCCUUCGUGCCCAGUUUUAACCCCUUUUAUCUUCCAGGUAGAUAGGAAGGGAAAAAAAAAAAAAAAUAUAUAUAUAUAUAUAUUAAUACUAAAAUCCCAACUGGCUUUCCCCACCUCGAUUUUUAAAGCUCUUCUCCAUGUUCUGCUUCUCCUGUAAAAGCUUUUUGGCUCGCUUGGCUUUUUUUCCUAAUCAACCUGGAAUCAUAUCCUGUGAUCAUCUCUAAAUUAAACGUGUAAUGGGGUUUGGUUUCUUUUAUCUUUUUUUUUUUUUUUUUUUUUUUUUUUUCCCUAAAUGUAACAUUUCUCAAGACUUAGGAAAAAGGAGAUUUUAGGUAACACCAGCAAAAUCAUAUAAAGGAAAUUAAUUCUGUUCUGAACUUUUAGAGAUAAUGAGACAAAACCCGUCAUCAGCAGCGAGGAAACACAAACGUCGCAACCGUAACAUUUCAAAAGGAUGUUUUAAAUAUUAAUGUCUGAGUGAUUGUAUUAGAUCAGCAAUAAAGACUCUGUAAUCUCAAAACACAAAUAAAACAUUGGAAAACUCA
Oenanthe melanoleuca is the source of this 4064-nucleotide messenger RNA. RefSeq names its product adenosylhomocysteinase like 2 (gene AHCYL2). Gene Ontology annotation, cellular component: cytosol. The record is from RefSeq and is a predicted model, not a curated record. Gene Ontology annotation, biological process: L-methionine cycle. The transcript has 17 exons. Lineage: Eukaryota; Metazoa; Chordata; Aves; Passeriformes; Muscicapidae. Bases 48 to 1916 code for a protein of 622 amino acids.